CUGGACGAUAAUCAGGAGAGUUAUCGUCAGAGUGCAGAUUAAUCCGAGGACAACGCAGGAGCAGCAGAUGCAGGCGAAUAUCGAUUGAAUUGCGCGGAUGGUUUUACUGGCAGUCGGUAAUGGAGAAUUUUCAAUUUUCCUAGGGACAUUUAUCUGUCACUUAUUCAGUGAUUUUUCCAUACACGUUGGCAUCAUCUUGUUAUUGAUUGUCAGCAUUACCCGAAUAAGAGCAAAUACCCGUAGAUAAACGAAAAAUAUCAUUGGGUACUUCAGCCAUUAUUUACCGACAAUUGGCUGGGCCCCAAGUAACUAGACAAUAAUCCCUGUGUACGUAAUGUGUACACCUCAGUAACCUCUCGGUAAAAUCAGUGUAUUGUCUCUUCAAGUUAUCCGUGUCGUGAUCCAUUAAAAAAAUAUAUAUAUAUUUAAGACAACAACUCAAGGCUGAAGCCCGAAUAAUGCACCUCAUCGCAGCUGUUGUGUUUUGAUGUGAUUUUUUGGUGCGUAGAAUUGUGAAGUGAAAUUAAUCGUCAAUUCAACGUGAGAAUAAAAAAAAAAACAGGUGACACUCGGAAAAUAUUGCAGUGACAUUGUGCAUAACGCGGAUGUCAUCGGAUUAGUGAUCAGUGGUGAUAACUCGGGGAUAAUUACUAUCGAUAAAUGAUGGCGACUAAUCUUGAGGAGGAGCAGAGUUUACGGGAGUGCGAGGAGUACGUACAGAGGCACAAUAUCCAGCAGGUACUCAAGGAUUGUAUUGUACAAUUGUGCGUUGGUAGACCACAGAAUCCAAUCUCAUUUCUGCGUGAAUAUUUUCAAAAACUAGAGAGGGAACAGGCGCAGGAUGCGAAGCAGCAGAUUGCGACGAGCCCUGAGGACAUCGAGGAUUUACCUGGGGGUCCGCAGGGACCCCAGGUGCCCAGACGACGUGGUGGAAUUUCUGCGGAGCCUGUCUCCGAGGAAGAUGCCACUAGUUAUGUGAAAAAGGUCGUACCCAAGGAUUAUAAAACAAUGGCAGCUCUCAGCAAGGCUAUUGCCAAAAAUGUACUUUUCGCUCAUCUCGAUGAGAACGAACGCUCCGAUAUUUUCGAUGCCAUGUUUCCCGUUACUUUUCUACCUGGUGAGCCCAUCAUUCGCCAAGGUGACGAGGGUGACAACUUCUACGUUAUCGAUCAGGGUGAAGUAGAGAUAUUCGUUAAUGGUGAGCUCGUGACAACGAUAGGUGAAGGGGGUAGUUUCGGUGAAUUGGCAUUGAUUUACGGUACACCACGUGCCGCAACAGUCAGAGCAAAAACAGACGUUAAAUUAUGGGGUAUCGAUCGUGAUUCCUAUCGUCGUAUUCUCAUGGGCUCUACCAUAAGGAAGAGAAAAAUGUACGAGGAGUUUUUAUCAAGGGUCUCUAUUCUCGAAUCGCUGGAUAAGUGGGAACGUCUGACCGUUGCUGAUGCCCUUGAACCCGUGGUAUUUGAGGAUGGCGAAACAAUAGUGAGACAGGGCGAACCUGGUGAGGAUUUCUACAUUAUUGUCGAGGGUACUGCUGUUGUACUGCAGCAGAGGAGCGAGGGGGAGGAGCCCACGGAAGUUGGAAGACUUGGACCGUCUGACUACUUCGGUGAAAUAGCACUGCUCCUGGAUAGGCCAAGGGCAGCAACGGUGAUAGCCCGUGGCCCCCUAAAAUGCGUGAAGCUCGAUAGGGCACGUUUUGAGCGUGUUCUGGGUCUGUGCGCUGACAUCCUAAAACGAAACAUCACCCAGUACAACAGUUUCGUCUCCCUAUCAGUGUAAGACAAAUAUUUCACUUUCACUGAGUCGUGUAAAGCCCUUCCCCUCCAAUAAUUCAAAAUCGUUACACAUGUCAUUGUUAUAAUUUUAAUAUUUUAUUAAUAUCCUCAUGAUCUAUCGAUUAUGCCAAGGGUUAAAUUCAUACUGUAUCGUUAUCCGUAAUAAAUAUCAUUCUAGUGAA
Messenger RNA from Fopius arisanus, 1960 nucleotides. RefSeq names its product protein kinase, cAMP-dependent, regulatory subunit type 1 (gene Pka-R1). The record is from RefSeq and is a predicted model, not a curated record. The transcript is spliced from 6 exons. Gene Ontology annotation, cellular component: cAMP-dependent protein kinase complex. Gene Ontology annotation, biological process: regulation of protein phosphorylation. Gene Ontology annotation, molecular function: cAMP-dependent protein kinase regulator activity. Bases 661 to 1782 code for a protein of 373 amino acids. Lineage: Eukaryota; Metazoa; Arthropoda; Insecta; Hymenoptera; Braconidae.